AUGACAAUCCACUGGAAACCAAAAAUUUGGCUUUUCUCGGUACCUUUGCGGUAUACGAUAUAUUUAACAUUAAUAGCAGAAAGAUUAGCCCAAAAGAAUUGUUUGGUGAAAAAAUUAGAAAUUGUAGAAAUUCUCGGUACGACAUCGAUUAUCUGUUCGGAUAAAACUGGUACACUGACACAAAAUCGGAUGACAGUUGCUCACAUGUGGUUUGAUAAUCGGAUUGUCGAAGCAGAUACCACUGAAAAUCAAAAAAAUUCCACCUAUGACAAGAGUACACCUGGUUGGUUGGCUCUGGCGCGUUGUGCCAUGUUGUGUAAUCGUGCUGAUUUCAAACAAGAUCCGAAUAAUUUAGCGCAACCAGUGUUACAACGUCAAUGCAAUGGUGAUGCAUCCGAAGUGGCUUUAAUCAAAUGUGUUGAACUAUCGAUGGGCAAUACGAUCGAAUUCCGUGAGAUCAAUCGAAAAGUGUGUGAAAUUCCAUUUAGUUCAAUGAAUAAAUAUCAACUAUCGAUUCAUGAAUUAUAUACUGACAAUGAAAGUGAAAAUGAUUCUUGGCCUUAUUUACUGGUGAUGAAAGGAGCUCCUGAACGAAUUUUUGAACGAUGUUCAAGUAUAUUUAUCAAUGGCACAGAUGUUGAAAUGAACGAUUCUUGGCGAGUUGCAUUCCAACAAGCUUAUAUGGAAUUGGGCAAUUUGGGAGAACGGGUAUUGGGUUUUUGUGAUUUGCGUCUGUCAAGUCAUGAUUAUCCGAAAGACUAUCAGUUCGAUGGGGAGGAAGCUAAUUUUCCACUUUACAAUCUUCGUUUUCUUGGUCUCAUGUCGAUCAUCGAUGUACCGAGAGCAGCUGUUCCUGAAGCGUCAGUAUCGCAGGCAUUUUUAUUUGCACGACCACCAUUCUCACUUUUGUUUUAUAUUGUGUAA
Rotaria sp. Silwood2 is the source of this 924-nucleotide messenger RNA. Lineage: Eukaryota; Metazoa; Rotifera; Eurotatoria; Philodinida; Philodinidae. The record is from the annotation of a GenBank genome assembly.